Messenger RNA from Aegilops tauschii subsp. strangulata, 686 nucleotides. NCBI's taxonomy places the organism in Eukaryota, Viridiplantae, Streptophyta, Magnoliopsida, Poales, Poaceae. The record is from RefSeq and is a predicted model, not a curated record.
UUGGUGAGGUCCGGAGCUCCAUGACCGCCAUUCUAGUCUGUUCUCCACUUCGGGUGUUGGAGACGGAGUCAUCGAGAGAAGAUGCGGCGGCGGCGACGACAAGCCAUGGAGUUCCUGAUGAUGCAGCCUAUACAUCUACUUUUCUGGAGGAGGUAGGCGAGAGUAUAGUGCUGCCUCCUGUGGCAGAACAUGGUGCGGUGCAGCGGGCACUGGCACAUGGGAUGGAAAGGCGGCGAAGCAGCUAGUGCUAGGGGCGGGUGUGGUGGAUCAGUCAGCGGCGGUGGGGGAUUUCAUGGUGGCAGAGCAAGAUGAGGGGGAGCAGCGCAGACGCUCAAAUCUGGGCGGCUGGCGCAGCGGCGGCAGACAGGAGAGAGAGCUCGCCCGCGGCUUCAGAGCUGUCAACUGGGAAGAUGAACCCCCGGGCUCUUGGAUGGAACAAAAGGCUACGUAUUGGAGCUGCAGCACCUAGCAGAGCACCUUGCCCAAACAACGUUAGUGCAUUUGAGAAGGCUGUCGGGAGUUUGGCUGAGAACCCAGAUGAGAGUGUGAUUACCCCAGUUAUUGGCACUACAUUUGACUCAGUGGGUAAGGCGUACAACUUCUACAAUUUGUACUUGUGGGAGAAAGGCAGCCGACUGAAUGUCAAGAGGACAAAAUGCAUGCCAUAAAUAGUGUGUGGGUGCUCG